AUGGCACAAGAGGACCGCCGCAUCCCAGAGGGCGCUUGGGUCCUCGUCACCGGCGCAAAUGGAUUCAUCGCUUCGCACAUCGUCGAUCUCCUCCUCGAGAAGGGCUACAAUGUGCGCGGCACGGUGCGCAACGAGAAGCCCUGGCUCGACAAGUUCUUCGAGGAGAGAUAUGGGACGGGCAGGUUCGAGACGACCAUUGUGUCGGCCAUGGACGCCGAUGCGGCCUUCGACGAGGCUGUCCGGGGUGUCGCGGGUGUGGUGCAUGUGGCGACAGACGUCUCUUUCAGCCCGGACGCGGACGCCGUGAUUCCCGGCGUCAUCGCCAGCACUGUCAAUCUCCUCAAGGCCGCCGCGGCGCAGCAAUCCGUCAAGAGCUUCGUGCUGACAUCCUCAUCCACGGCGGCAUUGAUCCCUGAAGUGAACAAGCAAAUGACUGUCGAGCAAAACACGUGGAAUGACUCGAUCGUGGAGGCCGUGUACAGCAAAGACACGCCCGAAGAGGCGAAGCCGUACGUGGUCUACGGCGCCUCGAAGACGCUGCAGGAGCGCGAGUUCUGGAAGUGGGCGAAAGAGAAUUCCCCGAGCUUCUCGGUCAACAGCGUCUUGCCCAACAUGAAUCUCGGCCGAAUCUUGCUGCCAGAAAGCUUUGGUAGUACAAUGGGCUGGGUCCGCGGUCUUCUGGAUGGGAAUGACCGUAUGCUUCACGUGCUCCCGCCGCAAUGGUAUAUCGACGUCCGGGAUGACGCUCGAGUCCACGUUGCGGCGUUGCUUGAUCCAACAGUGCAGAACGAACGGCUCUUUGCGUUUGCAGGCCCCUACAACUGGACCGAUGUCAUCAACAUCUUGACCAAGCUGCGGCCAAACAACACAAAAAUCCCCAAAGCUCCAUCGGAAGAAGGCCGUGACCUGACCGAUAUCAAGGGGAGCAAGAGGGCAGAGGACCUCAUCAAAUCGUUCUUCGGCGUUUCUGGCUGGACGAGCCUGGAGGAUAGUCUUGCUGCGGGCAUCGCAGACCUGAAGUAG
Messenger RNA from Cladophialophora immunda, 1023 nucleotides. RefSeq lists its product as uncharacterized. Lineage: Eukaryota; Fungi; Ascomycota; Eurotiomycetes; Chaetothyriales; Herpotrichiellaceae. The transcript is spliced from 5 exons. Bases 1 to 1023 code for a protein of 340 amino acids. Gene Ontology annotation, molecular function: oxidoreductase activity, acting on the CH-OH group of donors, NAD or NADP as acceptor. The record is from RefSeq and is a predicted model, not a curated record.